AUGUGGAACGUUGCUGAAUUUCAAGCUCAAGCUAAACGUGAUUCUGAAAUUGCUAUGCAACAUGACUUGGAUGCAAUGCUACAAACUGCUCCUGCCGAUCAAAAAGAGGCAAGUACUAUAAUGGGCAAGGAAUUGAAUGGUUUCAGCAAGCUAUUUUCAAGGUACAUUGAAAAUAAAGGUUCCGCAAUCAAGUGGGACAAAAUUCGACCAUUGCCGGAAGGAGCAGUCCGAAAGUAUGAUGAUAUCAAAGUACGAGAAUCCGAGGUUUCCAGAGCUCUAUUAGAUCAGCUAGUGGUUUUAAAACUGAAUGGUGGAUUAGGAACUAGCAUGGGUUGCACUGGACCUAAAAGUAUCAUUACUGUCCAUACUAAUGCAACAUUUCUGGAUCUUACCAUUCAACAGAUUGAGUUCUUGAACGACAAGUACAAUGCAAGCGUUCCGUUGGUACUCAUGAAUUCGUUCAAUACUCACGAAGAUACGCUGAAAGUACUACGAAAAUACAAAUCCGCUCGGGUUGAUAUUCAUUGCUUCAAUCAGAGCCGAUAUCCUCGCAUUUACAGUGACAACCUGCAUCCUGUUGCUAGUCAAUUUGAUGAUCAUCAUGAUUGUUGGUACCCACCCGGUCAUGGUGAUACUUAUGCUGCUUUCUCUAAUUCUGGACUGUUGGAGAAAUUUUUAGCCAUGGGCAAACGCUAUGUUUUCAUUUCCAAUAUUGAUAACCUAGGAGCAGUUGUUGAUAUGUCUAUUUUAAACUACUUAGCCAGCCCUACUGAUGGUGAACGAUGUGACUUUGUUAUGGAAGUUACUGAUAAAACUAGAUCUGAUGUUAAGGGUGGUACGCUCAUCAGUUAUGAAGAUAAAUUGCGUCUUUUGGAAAUUGCUCAAGUCCCUAAAGAUCAUGUCGACGAAUUCAAAUCCAUCAAGAAAUUCCAGAUUUUUAACACUAAUAAUAUUUGGAUUGACAUGAAAGCAAUUCAUGAGUUGUACAGCAGCAACGCCCUAGACAUGGAAAUUAUUGUGAAUAACAAAACAAUGGAUACCACCGGUGCACAUGUCAUACAGCUGGAAACCGCUAUUGGAGCAGCCAUCAAAUGCUUUAAUGGCGCCCAUGGCAUUAAUGUACCGCGUUCCCGCUUUCUGCCAGUUAAGAAAACGGCUGAUCUUUUGCUAGCCAUGUCGAAUCUAUAUACUCUGAGGUGCGGUACCUUGGAAAUGAAUCCUGCUCGUUCCUUUCCAACUGUUCCCCUAAUUAAACUUGGCGAUGAAUUCAAAAAGGUCAGAGAUUUCUUGAGACGUUUUGAAGAUAUUCCAGAUAUUCUAGAGCUAGAUCAUCUCACUGUAUCCGGAGAUGUAACAUUUGGAAAAAAUGUAUCUCUUAAGGGCACAGUUAUAAUAAUAGCUAACUUUGGCGAGAGGAUUGACAUUCCUAGUGGCGCUGUCUUGGAAAACAAAAUCGUGACUGGAAAUUUGCGCAUUUUAGAACAUUAG
Trichoplax adhaerens is the source of this 1488-nucleotide messenger RNA. RefSeq lists its product as uncharacterized. Gene Ontology annotation, cellular component: cytoplasm. Bases 1 to 1488 code for a protein of 495 amino acids. Gene Ontology annotation, biological process: glycogen metabolic process; UDP-alpha-D-glucose metabolic process. The record is from RefSeq and is a predicted model, not a curated record. Lineage: Eukaryota; Metazoa; Placozoa; Uniplacotomia; Trichoplacea; Trichoplacidae. The transcript has 13 exons. Gene Ontology annotation, molecular function: UTP:glucose-1-phosphate uridylyltransferase activity.